AAACAACACUACAACGCGUACCUUCAAAUAAAACACAUACCUUUCAACCUCUACCUCUUUCUUUACUCUUUCUACAACAUCCUUGCUACAAACUCACUGUAAGUACAUAUAUCUUUUGAUCUACUUCUUUGUCUUGUGUAUACUUCACUAACUCAUCUUAAUGUUAGCAAAUGGCUCGUAUUAAGCAAACUGCUAGGAGAUCAACUGGCGGCACAGCACCAAGGAUGCCACUUGGAUUACAGGCUGGCUCUAGGCUUGGUGGAAAGGGAAAGGGAAAGGAAAAGGCUGUGCGCACAGCAAGAAAAGCUCCAGUUCGCUCAUCUCAAGCUUGCAACAAUCAUGCUCAGAAGGCCAUGCGCCGUGCAAAGUCUGGCACCAAGGCUCUCCGCGAUAUCAGAAGACAGCAACUUGAUACUCGCCUGAUUAUUCCAAAGCUCUCAUUCCAGCGUCUUGUUAGGGAAAUCGCACAAGACUUCAAGUCCAAUCUUCGCUUCCAGCAAUCUGCUAUCCUAGCUCUCCAGGAAGCUGCCGAAUGCUUCCUCAUUCGAGAAUUUGAGAGUAUGAUACUUGAACAUAGUGACAGGGACAUACUAACAGUUAUAGUGACAAAUCUCCUUGCUAUUCAUGCGAAGAGAGUGACAAUUCAGGCAAAGGAUAUGGUAUUGGUUCGGCGUUUGCGGGAUAUGAUGUUUAAUCAUGGAGCUGUAGGCUUAAUCGAUGGAAAUGUCUCUCACCCAGGAAUGAAGGUUAGAUAAGUUCUGGCAACCUUCUGGUAACCUGGUACCUAAAGGCAAAGGUUAUAGUGUGGAAUAGGAUAUCAACGACAUGGGAAUGGAGUUAUUGAGUUAUGGCGUUUUACGAUAUCGAUAUCAAUGUGAAGUCACGAUCAC
Molecule: messenger RNA, 890 nt
Organism: Pseudogymnoascus destructans
Lineage: Eukaryota; Fungi; Ascomycota; Leotiomycetes; Thelebolales; Thelebolaceae
Exons: 2
Coding region: 171-755 (194 amino acids)
Cellular component (GO): nucleosome
Molecular function (GO): structural constituent of chromatin; protein heterodimerization activity; DNA binding
Source: RefSeq, a predicted model, not a curated record